UCCUGGUGAAAUAGGAGCGAGGAGGAGGCGGCCGCUGCGGGAACGAGCCCAGAGCGGCGCCAUUUUGUGGAAAACAAACGGAUAGAACCGGAAAGCGGGAAGGGACAGUCGAGGCCCGGGUGUUAGUGAGGUCGCUGGCUGUGCCAUGUUUCUGAUGGGUCGGACAGGCUGAGGGUCCUGUUCACACACGGCUCAGAAAUUGGCUCAUUUAAAGAAAUUAACCUGUCUGCAGAGACCAGAGGGGAAUAAUGGUGAUUUUGCGCCGGGCUCGGCCGCCUGCUUCCGCCCCAACCAGCAAUGAAUCUUGACUCGCUUUCGCUGGCCUUGUCUCAAAUCAGCUACCUGGUGGACAACCUGACGAAGAAAAAUUACCGCGCCAGCCAGCUGGAAAUACAACACAUUGUGAAUCGGCACGGCCCGGAGGCAGACAGGCACUUGUUACGCUGUCUAUUCUCUCAUGUGGAUUUCAGUGGCGAUGGUAAAAGCAGUGGCAAGGAUUUCCAUCAGACCCAGUUUCUGAUCCAGGAGUGUGCCUCGCUGAUAACAAAACCGAAUUUCAUCUCUACUCUUGCGUACGCCAUUGACAAUCCCUUGCACUAUCAGAAGAGCCUGAAGCCGUCUCCUCAUCUCUUCACCCAGUUGAGUAAAGUUCUGAAGCUUAGCAAAGUCCAAGAGGUCAUCUUUGGCUUGGCUCUUCUCGGCUCCUCCAGCGCUGACCUGCGGGGUUUUGCUGCGCAGUUUGUGAAGCAGAAGCUCCCGGAUCUCCUGCGCUCUUACGUAGACGUGGACGUUAGUGGAAGCCAAGAAGGUGGAUUCCAAGACAUCGCCAUAGAGGUCCUGCACCUCCUCCUCUCCAAUCUCCUUUUCGGCCAGAAGGGAGCCUUCGGGGUCGGACAGGAGCAGAUUGUAGCCUUCCUCAAGACCCUCCGCAGAGAUUUCCCCCAGGAGCGCUGUCCGGUGGUGCUUGCACCACUCCUCUACCCUGAAAAACGGGACAUCCUGAUGGACCGGAUUCUUUCUGACUCUGGAGGAAUCACCAAAACCAUGAUGGACAGUUCCCUGGCAGACUUCAUGCAGGAGGUUGGCUACAGUUUCUGUGCCAGCGUGGAGGAAUGCCGCAAUAUCAUCAUUCAGUUUGGUGUCCGAGAAGUUACUGCUGUGCAGGUGGCUCGGGUGUUGGGGAUGAUGGCCCGGACACACUCAGGGCUGACGGAUGGCAUCUCCUUGCAGUCUAUUUCAUCUCCUGGCAGUGGAAUCUGGAGCGAUGGUAAAGACAAAAAUGACAGUGUGCAGGCCCAUACCUGGAAUGUGGAGGUCUUUAUAGAUGUUGUGAAAGAGCUGAAUCCAAGCUUGAACUUUAAGGAUGUCAUAUAUGAGCUCGAUAAUCCAAUGUUCCUGGUUCGUGACAGCAAAGGCCUCCAGACUGUGGUGUAUGGCAUCCAGAGAGGGCUUGGGAUGGACGUGUUCCCGGUGGAUCUGAUCUACAGGGCAUGGAAGCAUGCGGAGGGGCAACUCUCCUUCAUCCAGUAUUCCCUGAUGAAUCCAGAUAUUUUCUGCUUUGCGGAUUACCCCUGUCAUGCUGUGGCCACAGAUAUCCUCAAGGCCCCCCCGGAGGAUGACAAUCGUGAGAUUGCCACAUGGAAGAGUCUGGAGCUGAUCGAGUCCCUGCUUCGGCUGGCUGAGGUGGGGCUGUACGAGCAGGUCAAGCAGCUCUUCAGCUAUCCCAUCAAGCACUGUCCCGAUAUGCUGGUGCUGGCCUUACUCCAGAUCAAUCCCUCGUGGAACACCCUGCGCCAUGAACUCAUCUCCACAUUGAUGCCAAUAUUCCUUGGUAACCAUCCCAACUCUGCCAUCAUUUUGCACUAUGCAUGGCAUGGUCAGGGCCAGUCUCCUUCCAUCCGACAGCUGAUCAUGCAUGCCAUGGCAGAGUGGUAUAUGCGUGGUGAACAGUAUGACCAGGCUCGGCUUUCUCGUAUACUUGAUGUGGCCCAAGAUUUAAAGGCCUUAUCAAUGCUGCUGAAUGCUACUCCAUUUGCCUUUGUCAUUGACCUUGCUGCACUCGCCUCCCGACGGGAAUACCUCAAACUGGACAAAUGGUUGACUGACAAAAUCCGGGAACAUGGGGAGCCUUUUGUCCAGGCUUGCAUGACCUUCCUCAAACGACGCUGUCCUUCCAUACUUGGUGGCAUAGUUCCAGAAAAAGACCAACCAAAAAGCGCCCAACUUCCACCAGAAACCCUGGCAACCAUGCUGGCAUGUCUCCAAGCCUGCGCUGGGAGCGUGUCACAGGAGCUGUCCGAAACCAUUCUUACCAUGGUCGCUAACUGUAGUAACGUGGUGAACAAGGCUCGUCAGCCGCCUCCGGGGGUGAUGCCAAAAGGCCGUCCUCCCAGCACCAGCAGCUUGGACGCCAUUUCCCCAGUACAGAUUGAUCCUCUCGCUGCCAUGGCCUCUCUCAGCAUCGGUGGUUCUGCUGUUCCUCACACACAGAGCUUGCCCGCAUUUCCUCCCAACCUGGGCUCUGCCUUCAGCACCCCACAGUCACCAGCAAAGGCCUUUCCACCACUGACCACUCCGAACCAGUCCACAGGGUUCAGUGGCCUUGGGGGCCUCUCCUCCCAGCUGCCAGGUGGGCUCAGCACGGGCAGUCUUUCUGGAAUGGGCACAGGUGGUCUAGGGCUUUCUGCUGUCAACAGCGACCCGUUUGGGCAAAGAAAACUCAGCACUUCUGGACUCAGUCAGCCAACAUUCCAACAGAGUAAGUCCUGUCCCUCUGCAGUGCUCGGCCUGCUCCUGGGCAGUGGUCACUUAUCUCCCAUCCAUCUGUCUCCUGCAGCCGAUCUGUCUCAGGUGUGGCCAGAGGCUAACCAGCACUUUACUAAGGAGAUUGAUGAUGAGGCAAACAGCUACUUUCAGCGUAUUUACAACCAGCCGCCUCACCCGACCAUGUCUGUGGAUGAGGUACUGGAAAUGCUGCAGAGGUUUAAGGAUUCCAGUAUUAAGCGGGAACGUGAGGUCUUUAAUUGCAUGCUCCGAAACCUGUUCGAAGAGUACCGCUUCUUCCCCCAGUAUCCAGACAAGGAGCUCCAUAUCACCGCCUGCUUGUUUGGUGGCAUCAUUGAGAAAGGACUUGUCACGUACAUGGCUUUGGGGCUGGCGCUGCGCUAUGUACUAGAAGCUCUCCGCAAACCUUAUGGAUCCAAAAUGUAUUUCUUUGGCAUCGCUGCACUAGAUAGGUUUAAAAACAGAUUGAAAGAUUACCCCCAGUAUUGUCAGCACUUGGCUUCUAUCACUCACUUUAUCCAGUUCCCUCAUCACCUGCAAGAGUACAUAGAGUACGGUCAGCAGUCCCGGGAUCCUCCGGUCAAGAUGCAGGGCUCAAUCACCACCCCUGGAAGCAUUGCACUUUCCCAAGCCCAGGCACAAGCUCAGGCCCAGGUCCCAGCCAAAGCGCCUCUUCCUGGUCCAGUGAGCACAAACGUAGUCACCACCUCUACUGCCACAACUUCAGCCAAAACCAUCACUAUCACCAGGCCCACCGGCGUCAGCUUCAAGAAGGAUGUACCGCCGUCCAUCAACACUACCAAUAUAGACACUCUGCUUGUGGCAACUGAUCAGACGGAGAGGAUUGUGGAGCCGCCAGAGAACGUGCAAGAGAAAAUCGCCUUCAUCUUUAACAACUUGUCCCAGUCCAACAUGACGCAGAAGGUGGAGGAGCUGAAGGAGACAGUGAAGGAUGAAUUCAUGCCCUGGGUGUCCCAAUAUUUGGUGAUGAAGAGGGUCAGCAUUGAACUGAACUUCCAUAGCUUGUACUCCAACUUCCUGGAUGCUCUGAAGAACCUGGAGUUCAACAAGAUGGUUCUGGCUGAGACUUACCGCAAUAUCAAGGUGCUUCUGACAUCUGACAAAGCUGCCGCCAACUUCUCUGACCGCUCUCUGCUGAAGAACCUGGGCCACUGGUUGGGAAUGAUCACGCUGGCAAAGAACAAGCCCAUCCUGCACACGGACCUGGAUGUGAAGUCCUUGCUGCUGGAAGCCUAUAUGAAGGGACAGCAAGAGAUGCUCUAUGUUGUGCCUUUUGUUGCCAAAGUCUUGGAGUCCAGCAUCAGGAGUGUGGUUUUCCGCCCGCCGAAUCCCUGGACUAUGGCUAUAAUGAAUGUACUGGCAGAGCUUCAUCAAGAACAUGACUUGAAGCUGAAUCUUAAGUUUGAGAUUGAAGUUCUGUGUAAGAAUCUGGCCAUAGACAUCAAUGACUUGAAGCCUGGCAACCUGCUGAAGGACAAGGAUCGUCUUAAAUCCUUGGAUGAGCAGCUUUCUGCCCCUAAGAAGGAUGUUAAGCAGCCGGAGGAGCUGCCGCCGAUCACCAAUGCCAAUGAGUAUGCCAUCCGCACGGCUGGGAAGCUCUGGGCCUCGGUGGAGAAGCAGGAGUCUGAUGCGGUCUUCACAGCAACUGCCACCGCACCACCGCCGAGUGCCACAUGCACGGCCACUGCACCACCACAGCCUCAGUACAGCUACCAUGAUAUCCAUGUCUACUCUCUUGCAGGACUUGCUCCUCACAUCACCCUUAAUCCCACGAUUCCCCUCUUCCAGGCUCAUCCGCAGCUCAAGCAGUGUGUGCGCCAGGCGAUAGAGCGUGCCGUGCAGGAACUGGUACAUCCUGUGGUGGACCGUUCCAUCAAGAUCGCAAUGACCACUUGUGAGCAGAUCGUGCGGAAGGAUUUUGCGUUGGAUUCUGAGGAGUCUCGGAUGAGGGUGGCAGCCCAUCACAUGAUGAGAAACUUGACUGCAGGCAUGGCCAUGAUUACCUGCCGGGAGCCUCUGCUCAUGAGUAUCGCAACCAACCUCAAGAACAGCUUUGCCACAGCCAUGCGGGCGGCCUCCCCCCAGCAGCGGGAGAUGAUGGAGCAGGCAGCGGCUCAGCUCGCUCAGGAUAACUGUGAACUGGCCUGCUGCUUCAUUCAGAAGACGGCGGUGGAGAAGGCUGGGCCGGAAAUGGACAAACGACUCGCCACAGAGUUUGAAUUGAGGAAGCACGCCAGGCAGGAAGGCCGUCGCUACUGUGAUCCUGUUGUGCUGACGUAUCAAGCAGAGCGCAUGCCGGAACAGAUCCGACUGAAGGUCGGCGGUGUGGACCCCAAGCAGCUGGCUGUUUAUGAGGAGUUUGCACGUAACGUUCCCGGUUUCCUGCCCACCAACGAUCUGACCCAGCCCACGGGAUUCUUGGCUCAGCCCAUGAAGCAACAAGCCUGGGCCACCGAUGAUGUCGCUCAGAUUUAUGAUAAGUGCAUAACUGAAUUGGAGCAACAUCUGCACGCCAUUCCUCCCACUCUGGCCAUGAACCCCCAGGCACAGGCUCUGCGCAGCUUACUGGAGGCCGUGGCCCUUGCUAGGAACUCUAGAGAUGCCAUUGCUGCAUUAGGCCUACUACAGAAGGCUGUAGAGGGGCUCCUGGAUGCCACGAGUGGAGCAGAUGCUGACCUCCUCCUCCGGUAUCGGGAGUGUCAUCUCCUUGUCCUGAAGGCUCUCCAGGAUGGCCGGGCUUAUGGCUCUCCUUGGUGCAAUAAGCAGAUCACUAGGUGUUUAAUCGAAUGCCGGGAUGAAUAUAAGUACAACGUGGAGGCCGUGGAGCUGCUGAUCCGGAACCAUCUGGUGAACAUGCAGCAGUAUGACGUCCAUUUGGCUCAGUCCAUGGAGAACGGGCUGAAUUACAUGGCUGUGGCCUUCGCAAUGCAGCUGGUGAAGAUCUUACUGGUGGAUGAGCGCAGUGUCAGCCACGUGACUGAGGCGGAGUUCUUCCACACCAUAGAAACUCUGAUGCGCAUCAAUGCCCACUCCAGAGGCAAUGCUCCUGAAGGGCUCCCCCAGCUGAUGGAUGUUUUGCGCUCAAAUUUUGAGGCGAUGCUUGAGCGGGCUCAGGGUGGGCCUAACUUCAUGAUGCAUUCUGGCAUCUCGCAAGCGUCGGAGUACGAUGAUCCUCCAGGCCUGCGGGAGAAGGCAGAGUAUCUUCUGAGAGAGUGGGUGAACCUGUACCACUCGGCAGCUGCCGGACGUGACAGUACCAAGGCCUUCUCUGCGUUUGUUGGGCAGAUGCAUCAGCAAGGGAUCCUGAAGACGGAUGACCUGAUCACUCGCUUCUUCCGGCUGUGCACGGAGAUGUGUGUGGAGAUCAGCUACAGAGCCCAGGCAGAACAGCAGCAUAACCCUGCCGCCAACCCCACCAUGAUCCGCGCCAAGUGCUAUCAUAAUUUGGACGCCUUUGUGAGACUCAUUGCGCUGCUGGUCAAGCAUUCUGGAGAGGCCACCAAUACAGUGACCAAGAUUAACCUUCUCAAUAAGGUCUUGGGGAUUGUUGUGGGGGUCCUGCUCCAGGACCACGAGGUGAGGCAGAGUGAGUUCCAGCAGCUGCCAUACCAUCGGAUCUUCAUUAUGUUGCUGCUCGAGCUGAACGCUCCGGAGCAUGUCCUUGAGACCAUCAACUUCCAGACUCUCACCGCUUUCUGCAAUACUUUCCACAUCCUGCGGCCGACUAAAGCUGCGGGCUUUGUCUAUGCCUGGCUGGAGCUGAUUUCCCAUCGGAUCUUCAUUGCACGAAUGUUGGCGCACACGCCGCAGCAGAAGGGGUGGCCUAUGUACGCCCAGCUGCUGAUCGACCUCUUCAAGUAUCUGGCGCCAUUCCUCCGAAAUGUGGAGCUCACCAAACCUAUGCAGAUUCUGUACAAGGGCACUCUGCGGGUGCUGCUGGUGCUCUUGCAUGACUUCCCCGAGUUCCUCUGCGACUAUCACUACGGCUUCUGUGACGUCAUCCCACCCAACUGCAUCCAACUGAGGAACCUGAUCCUGAGUGCCUUCCCCCGCAACAUGAGGCUUCCAGACCCCUUUACUCCCAACCUCAAGGUUGACAUGCUGAGCGAGAUUAACAUUGCCCCCCGGAUCCUCACUAACUUCACUGGAGUGAUGCCCCCACAGUUCAAGAAGGACUUGGACUCAUAUCUGAAGACACGGUCACCGGUCACCUUCCUCUCAGAGCUCCGCAGCAACCUACAGGUCUCUAACGAGCCUGGAAAUCGCUACAGCAUCCAGCUGAUCAAUGCGCUGGUCCUGUACGUUGGGACGCAGGCGAUUGCACACAUCCACAACAAGGGCAGCACUCCCUCCAUGAGCACCAUCACUCACUCAGCCCACAUGGACAUCUUCCAGAACCUGGCUGUGGAUCUGGACACUGAAGGUCGCUACCUCUUCCUGAAUGCCAUCGCCAACCAGCUGCGCUACCCCAACAGCCACACGCACUACUUCAGCUGCACCAUGCUGUACCUCUUCGCUGAGGCCAACACUGAGGCCAUACAGGAGCAGAUCACCCGGGUCCUUCUGGAGCGGCUGAUUGUGAACAGACCUCACCCCUGGGGGCUACUCAUCACCUUCAUCGAGCUGAUUAAGAACCCCGCCUUCAAGUUCUGGAACCACGACUUUGUGCACUGUGCCCCCGAGAUUGAGAAGUUGUUCCAGUCGGUGGCGCAGUGCUGCAUGGGGCAGAAGCAGGCUCAGCAGGUGAUGGAGGGCACCGGUGCCAGCUAGGUUGCCCCUGUGUCCUCUCUGAACUGGACAAGUCUGCAAUGUGAAGAAUCCUCGUUUCCUUAGUUUCCGCCCGACCGUUGCCGCCGCCCGGACACGAGUCGUAGCCAAUGGCUGGGGGACGUUGAGUUUUGAUUUUUCUUCUUUUUUUUCUUUUUUGGCCAAACACAGGAGGUUGUGAAUAUUGGAGCUUUUUAGUUGAUUGGUGUAAAUAUGGCUGCCGCCGGCCCUGAGCCACUUCCAUCCUGUCGUUUGGCUGCAAAUGAACUGAGCGCGGGGGCAGGAGCACUUGUGCCGAGCUGGACGCUUUUCUGAGACUUGGGUUGUACGCUCACCCCCUCCAGCAGCCAGGCGACAGAUGUACAGAGCCCCUUCCCCCCCCAUUCCUGGACCAAUACAGGCGUUUUGUAGAGUUUUGGAUGUUUUGUAAAUGUAUUGGUCGUGUUGUAUUUUGUAGCUUUCAGUUCUCACUUGUAUGUAUGGAUUCUGUAGUUACACAUUAAAGUCAUGAGCUGCA
Messenger RNA from Bufo bufo (common toad), 8089 nucleotides. RefSeq names its product CCR4-NOT transcription complex subunit 1 (gene CNOT1). The coding region runs from base 298 to 7575 and encodes 2425 amino acids. Lineage: Eukaryota; Metazoa; Chordata; Amphibia; Anura; Bufonidae. The record is from RefSeq and is a predicted model, not a curated record. The transcript is spliced from 48 exons. Gene Ontology annotation, molecular function: molecular adaptor activity. Gene Ontology annotation, cellular component: CCR4-NOT core complex; P-body. Gene Ontology annotation, biological process: nuclear-transcribed mRNA catabolic process, deadenylation-dependent decay.